This is a messenger RNA of Pelobates cultripes (western spadefoot toad), 663 nucleotides long. The record is from the annotation of a GenBank genome assembly. Lineage: Eukaryota; Metazoa; Chordata; Amphibia; Anura; Pelobatidae.
AUGGCGAGAAACACUACACGGCACAGCGACCCUGCCGACUCCAAGAUGGUGGAAGCACUCACACAUGCACCUCGAGGUACACUGCAUCCACCUACCGAGAAACCCAGCUACCUAAGCGGCUCCACAACCUCGCUGAAGGCUAUAUUUGCCAGAUUUUGGGCCAAGCUGAGGGCACAUAUGGCUACCCCCACCUCCUCAUCUGCAACACCGGCAAAGCAGAAUCGGAAGAAAGUGCAGGGAAGGCCCCCUCUGGGCAAUCAUAUCGAGCACACUCCUGUCUCCCCCAAAGAACACCCGCCCUGGACUGAGGGCCACAAAGGGCUUGCCCAGGAAACACUGCCCACACAAGCGAAGGCCUGCCGGUACCAUACCAUCAGGACCUCGCGCAAUCCCACUCCUAGGAAGGAUUCGCAGAGCCCUCAAGUCUGUGGCUUAGUGGUGUUGGCCACUACAAGGAUCCAGGGCUGGAAGGACGCCACCCCCGGUCAUUGUCCAACCGUUCUCUCACCGGUUAUGCGUCUCAGAGUGAAAGACUCUCCUCCAAAGCCACUAUGCGGUGUGGGCCUAAAGCUGCCCCAGGGAUAUCACGCUGAUUGGCACUACAGAGUUAUCCAACUCCUUGCCUGCACCGACAUCUCUGCCGAGGCAUCCAGCGGAAUAUAA